Soboliphyme baturini is the source of this 357-nucleotide messenger RNA. Lineage: Eukaryota; Metazoa; Nematoda; Enoplea; Dioctophymatida; Soboliphymatidae. The record is from the annotation of a GenBank genome assembly.
AUGGGUCGCCACUAUCGUUUGCCUCGCGGCUUGUACCUCAACGUUUCGUACCCUAUUUUCACACUGACACAAGAGACAUGCGCCUGUUUUUACGUGGUGAAAAGUUGUACAGUGGUAAACUGUCGCGCGGUUGACAUUUCUCUGUUAAACAACUCGGAAGGAAUCAACGACCUGUUUCAUCUUCGUUCAUCGCAGACGAAUUACGCCGUUGUCGCACAGAUGGGUUCGGCUUCGACACUCGGAGCCGUACUCGGAUCAGACUCAGACCAGGCGAGCAGAUUUAGCUUGCGCAUAAACGGUAGUUGGUCGUCGUCUGAAAUCUACCAUGUUCGGACGCACGCGAUGCGUGCCUUCUAA